CUCUCUUUUUAUUUUUCUGCACCUUAUUAUUAUUUGUUUAUUUUGCACAAUAGUUUAUAUGCUGAAAAUUUGAUUUCAGUUUUGAAACAAAAAGAGACAAGUUUUUAAGCAAAAAUUGAUAGGACCCAAUUCACCCCCUUCUUGGGUAGCUAGCUGGGAUUUCAAUUGGUAUCAGAGGAGGUUCUCAUAGAAACAGAUUUAACAAUCUUGAGUAGAUCCAUGGCUUCCCAAACUCAUUUUGUUGAUGGUCAUUUAAUCACUAGGCCACCUUAUUUUGAUGGAACAAAUUAUCAAUACUGGAAAAAUAAGAUGUCGAUUAGGUUAGAAGCAAAUAGCUAUGAGAUGUGGGAUUGUAUUGCUAGAGGACCUUAUAAAGUAUUAGUUAGGGACAAGAAUAACAAACUUGUUCCUAAGGAUCCUGCAUCAUAUGAUGACGCUGAUAGAAAAAGACUGCAGAUAAAUGCUCAAGCUAAAAAUGCUUUAUUUUGUGCUUUACAUCCUAGUGAAUAUGAUAGAAUUAGUGCAUGUGAGUCUGCUAAGGAAAUGUGGGAUAAAUUACAAGUGGCUUAUGAAGGAACUAAUGAAGUCAAGAAAUCAAAGAUUAGCAUGUUGGUUAAAAAAUAUGAGCUUUUCAAAAUGAAAUCAGAUGAAGACAUUAAAGACAUGUUUACUCGUUUUACCAAAAUCACUAAUGAAUUAAAGCUUUUUGAUAGGGUGCUUCCUAAGGAAGAUAAGGUUAGAAAGAUUCCCCGCUCCUUGCCAAAAUCUUGGUGCUCAAUCAAGACAACAAUAGAAGAAGCUCAUGAUUUAAGUGCCAUGACUGUUGACAUGCUGCAAGGAAAGCUCUUUACACCUUUCAAAAGCUCCUCCAAAGAUGAAAGUGACAGUGAUGAAGAGGAUGAUGAAGAAUUUGUAUUGCUUGCUCAAAAGUUUAAGAGGUUGCUAAGGAAAGACAAGUUGAAGAAUCAAGGACAGCAAAAGAAAAACUACAAAAGCAGUAAAGGAAAGGGAGAAAGCAGUAAAAAGGAUGAGAUUAUCUGCUACAAGUGCAAGAAGGUUGGACAUAUUAAGUUUGAGUGUCCAAACAAUGAUGAAAAGAGUCUAAAAGCCAAAAAGAAAAAGAAGGCAAUGGUUGCCACAUGGAGCUACAGUGAGGACUCAUCUUCUAGUAAAGAAGAAAGUGGUAUGGAAGCUCAUAUUUGUCUCAUGGCAAAUGUCUCAUGGCAAAUGAUGACACAGAUGAGGGAAGUUUCAAGGAAAAAUUAAAGAAAGAAAAUUUUAUCUGGACA
Molecule: messenger RNA, 1289 nt
Organism: Rubroshorea leprosula
Lineage: Eukaryota; Viridiplantae; Streptophyta; Magnoliopsida; Malvales; Dipterocarpaceae
Source: the annotation of a GenBank genome assembly